Molecule: messenger RNA, 1233 nt
Organism: Penaeus vannamei (Pacific white shrimp)
Lineage: Eukaryota; Metazoa; Arthropoda; Malacostraca; Decapoda; Penaeidae
Product: endoplasmic reticulum-Golgi intermediate compartment protein 2
Biological process (GO): endoplasmic reticulum to Golgi vesicle-mediated transport; retrograde vesicle-mediated transport, Golgi to endoplasmic reticulum
Cellular component (GO): membrane; COPII-coated ER to Golgi transport vesicle; endoplasmic reticulum
Source: RefSeq, a predicted model, not a curated record
CCGCAAACGUAAACACUGUCGUGGCAGACGAAGGUUCGAGGAUAGGUCCUCACGCUUGAAAGAUGUUGCGCCGUAGGAGAACCACUCUCCAGACGGUGAAGAGCCUCGAUGCUUUCCCAAAAACUUCUGAAGAAUGUGUGGAAUCUACACCUACAGGAGGCACAAUGUCAUUACUAAGCCUCACAGUGAUGGUGUGGCUGGUUGUGAUGGAAAUCAUGUACUACAUGGAAACCAGCUUCAAGUUUACCUUCAAGCCCGACACAGAUUUUUCAGAAAAACUCAAGAUUAACGUUGACCUGACUGUCGCCAUGCCUUGCAAGUAUGUUGGGGCAGAUGUGCUUGACAUGACAGGUGAGCAAGUCAUGACAUUUGGUGAGCUGGAGAUGGAGGACACGUGGUGGGAGCUGGAUCCUGACCAGCGGGCGCACUUUGAUGGUGUUCAGAGGGUGAACAGUUAUCUCCGAGACCAGUUUCACUCCAUCCACGAGUUCCUGUGGCGAAGUGGAUACACAAAUAUUUUUGGUGACAUGCCUCCAAGACGCCGAUUUCCACAGAAAGAAAAAGAUGCAUGCCGCAUUUAUGGACAUCUUGGAAUCAACAAAGUGGCUGGAAACUUUCAUAUAACUGCAGGUAAAUCCAUCCCACUGCCAAGAGGCCAUGCUCACUUGGCUGUGUUUAUGGACGAGCAGGACUACAAUUUCACACACCGCAUCGACAAAUUGUCUUUUGGCGAUGCUUCACCUGGGGUCCUGCACCCUCUGGAAGGAGAUGAGCAGAUUGCUGAGAAAAACUUUUUAACCUACCAGUACUUCAUUAUGGUUGUGCCAACUAAGGUUGAUACAUACAGUCACCGUGGAUCUACUUUUCAAUACUCAGUAGCCGAACAGCACCGUGAAAUAUCCCAUGAAAAGAAUUCGCAUGGCACUCCCGGGAUUUUCUUUAAAUAUGACGUCUCGGCCUUGAAAGUGGAGGUUGUAGAAAGGCAUGAACCUUUCCUUGAAUUCUUAACAAGAUUAUGUGGCAUUGUUGGAGGAAUAUUUACAUGCUCUGGUUUGGUAAGCCGUUUUGUAGGCUUCUUGGUAAACUGCUUCACAUGCCGCUACUUCAUGGCCCAAAAGACAGCUAGCACUGAAGAAGAAACAUCAAAGCAGUCAGUUGUACCAUCAGCAUCCUUGCUUCAGGCAGUGAAUCUGUCACCAUCAGAUGUUGGUCCCCAAUUAACGUCAAAAACAA